Molecule: messenger RNA, 957 nt
Organism: Hordeum vulgare subsp. vulgare (domesticated barley)
Lineage: Eukaryota; Viridiplantae; Streptophyta; Magnoliopsida; Poales; Poaceae
Product: protein FATTY ACID EXPORT 4, chloroplastic
Exons: 4
Coding region: 255-746 (163 amino acids)
Cellular component (GO): membrane
Source: RefSeq, a predicted model, not a curated record
UGCGUGCGUGCGUGCAAAAACCCCAUCGACUAAAACGUGCACCUGAUCGCAUCGCAUAGUAGGAGAGCAGUUCAGAAACAAAACACAAUCCUCUCCGACUUUCCCCUUCCCGGAGAUGCAAAAAGGCCUCGUCGCCCACCCGACAAACCCCGGAUAGCGGUGGAAAGCGAUAGAACCCGCCAGGGCCUCGCACGUCACCGCAUCCCGUUCCCCCCCCGAGUCCGUCGACAGCGACUGCCCGGUCGCCGGAGAAAAUGACGUCGACCGUGGUCACCGUCACCGUCACCACCACCGCCACCUCCCGCCCUCUCCACCUUCGUCCCGCCUCCCUCCGCCCGCCACCCACCUCGGCGCCUCCCGUGGCCCGCCCUGGCGGCGGCCGCCAUCGCCGCGCGGUCCUGCGCUGCGCCUCGGUGUCGGAGGUCGCGCCCGCGGUGUCCGCCGCAUACGGCGCCCUCCUCGUGGGCGGCGGCGCGUUCGCGUAUGCGCGGUCGGGGAGUAAAGGCUCCAUCCUCGGCGGGGUCUCCGGAUCUGCGCUCAUGGGCCUCACAUAUUAUCUGAUGCAGUUUUCUGAGACGAAGGCACUGGGCGAUGCUGUUGGAUUUGGGUCUGCCUUUCUGUUUGCCUCUGUGUUUGGUAUCAGGUUGUACAACACCCGGAAACUGGUACCAUCCGGCCUUCUUUUAGCACUCUCUCUAGGUGCCCUGGGAGUCUUUUACGCUGCUUACUUGCAAGACAAGGUGUGAUGACUUGAUCGCUUCACCAGCUCUAGUUCUUUGUACUACUAGCUGAAUAAUCUUCCUUCAAGGUUCCCUCUCAUAAAUGGAAAAAAAAAUCGGACCGGGCACCGACAGUCGGUGUUCCUCCCAGCGUUGUAGCAGUCUCAACAAACAGCAUUUAGUGCACCUCCGUUUGUUGAUAAUAAUGAUAAGAUGUGGCCAAGCUUUCAUUCCCCUA